Penicillium antarcticum is the source of this 1530-nucleotide messenger RNA. Its product is annotated as cytochrome P450. Lineage: Eukaryota; Fungi; Ascomycota; Eurotiomycetes; Eurotiales; Aspergillaceae. Gene Ontology annotation, molecular function: iron ion binding; heme binding; monooxygenase activity. Bases 1 to 1530 code for a protein of 509 amino acids. The record is from RefSeq and is a predicted model, not a curated record. The transcript is spliced from 3 exons.
AUGCUGGAUGUCACUCUAAUAAUUUCAGUAGGCGUCGCCCUCUUGCUGGGAUAUGUGUUGGUCAACCGGAAAAACAAACAUCAGCCUCUCGAGCCACCCCUGAUUUCUAGUUCAAUCCCUGUAAUCGGCCAUCUGGCCGCUUUCAUCUACUAUGGACUUGAAUACUUUGCUUCGCAGAGUGCCAAGAUCCCCUUGCCAGCCUUCAGCCUGGACAUGCUCUUCAACAAGGUGUAUGUCAUCAAAUCUCCAGAGCUAGUCUCAGCUGUGAGACGCAAUCACCGUUCUAUGUCCUUGGAGCCCCUAUUGACCCGCACAUCAGAGUGUGCCGGGGGCAUCACAGGCCCUGGCCUUGAACUUCUCCGUGGGAAGGAAUCUCAGGGCCAGGGACUUGGACAUCACACUGUUACCACCAUGCGUCCUACCUUACUGGGACAGGGACUAGACGAGAUGAACACUAAGAUGAUGGAGUGUGUGCAAAAGAGUGUCCAGGAGCUGAGGACCCAUCGUGGCACAAUUGAUAUCUAUCAAUGGUGUACCCUUGCAAUGACAAUUGCCAGCACUGAUGCUAUCUAUGGACCCCUUAAUCCAUAUAAACAGCGAAAAGUGCGUGAUUCUUAUUGGGAAAUUGAAAACAACCUAAGCUAUCUCAUGAUGGAUUUCGCGCCGUGGUUGAUAGCACGAAAGGCAUGGAAAGGUCGCGAAUAUCUGUCACAUGCGUUCCUGGAGUACUACGAAGCCGACGGACAUCUCAAUUCGUCACAGCUUGCAUACACACGCUGGAAAACACAGCUGGAUGGCGGAGCAAGACUAGAAGAUAUAGCUCGACUGGAAGCAGUGAUGGGUCUUGGAAUCCUCUCCAACACAGUCCCAAGCAGCUAUUGGGCAAUCUUCGACCUGUUCUCACGCCCGGAGCUACUCAAACAAGCCCGGGACGAGAUUCGCCAGCACGCCAUGUCUGUCAAUGCGGAGGGACUCCACACAGUUGAUUUAGCCGCCGUGCAGGAGAAGUGCCCCUUGCUACUUGCGUGUCUGCAGGAAACACUUCGCCUUCGCUCCAACUCAGCCCAGCUGCGUGUGAUGUUUGAAGAUACCAUGUUAGGCGAAUCGUGUCUUGUCAAAGCGGGCUCAAUCCUCCUUAUGCCCUCUGCAGUGAUCAAUCGCAGUGAAUCUGCAUGGGGAAAUGAUGCGGAAUCAUUUGACCCUCAGAGAUUUAUCGACCCAGAAGAUCGGAGGACCAAGGCUUCGGGCUUCAUGUCUUUUGGUGCAUCUCCUCAUAUCUGUGCUGGUCGGCAUUUUGCAACUGGGGAAAUUAUCGCUUUGAUGACUAUGUUGAUUCUUCAGUUUGACAUUUGUCCUGUUGGAGGGGAGUGGGUUGAACCGCCGAUCAAUGUCAAUGCGGUUGCUGCAUCGUUGAGUCCUCCUAUAGGUCAGACUCCUGUCAAUAUUAGUGAGAGGGAGGAAUUCAAAGGAGUUGAAUGGAAUUAUCGACUGACUCCUGGAAAAGGGAGACAUGGGUUGAUCAUUGGGUAG